AUGGCUUCAUAUGAAGCAUUGUAUGGAAGAAAGUAUCGUACACCUUUAUGUUGGUAUGAAGUUAGAGAAAACAAAAUAUUGGGUUCAAAAUUUGUGCCACAAACGACAGAUCAGGUUAAGCUUAUUAGAGAAAAGAUGAAAGCUGCACAUGAUCGACAAAAGAGUUAUAGUGAUAAGAGGAUAAUACCUUUGGAAUUUGAGGCAGGAAAUCAUGUUUUCAUUAGGGUAACUCCUAGAGCGGGAUUUGCACGAGUAAUCAAAACUAGGAAGUUAACACCAAGGUUUAUCGGGCCUUUUCAAAUUCUACGGCAGAUUGGACCUAUAACAUAUCAUAUCACUUUACUGCCAAACUUGCCUAAUCUUCAUGACAUAUUCCAUGUAUCACAACCGAGGAAGUAUUAUCCUGACCCUUCACAUGUCAUUGAGCCUGAAAUUGUGGAACUUAGAGAUAACUUGGAAUACGAGGCUUUACCUUUCAAGAUUUUAGAUCAUCGAAUUAAAGAACUUCGUGGAAAGCAGAUACCAUUGGUUAGAGUUGUAUGGAAUGAUGUAACUGGUGAUUCUACCUGGGAAAGAGAAGAAGACAUUUGUCAGAAGUAUCCACAUAUGUUUUAUGUACGCUAA
Molecule: messenger RNA, 624 nt
Organism: Lathyrus oleraceus (garden pea)
Lineage: Eukaryota; Viridiplantae; Streptophyta; Magnoliopsida; Fabales; Fabaceae
Exons: 1
Coding region: 1-624 (207 amino acids)
Source: RefSeq, a predicted model, not a curated record